This is a messenger RNA of Poecilia latipinna (sailfin molly), 1497 nucleotides long. It is a transcript of the gene bzw1a, whose product is annotated as basic leucine zipper and W2 domains 1a. Bases 116 to 1375 code for a protein of 419 amino acids. Gene Ontology annotation, molecular function: protein binding. The transcript is spliced from 12 exons. NCBI's taxonomy places the organism in Eukaryota, Metazoa, Chordata, Actinopteri, Cyprinodontiformes, Poeciliidae. Gene Ontology annotation, cellular component: cytoplasm; membrane. The record is from RefSeq and is a predicted model, not a curated record.
CAGCUGUAGUCCUGACGGGAAGGUCUUUUUGUUUGGGCCGCUCAGAGACUUGACAUUUGCUUCACUUCCCCUGGUUCACAACCGUUUUUUAUCUGCAUUAAUUUCGGUGUCUUUUAUGAAUAAUCAAAAGCAGCAAAAGCCAACGCUAACCGGCCAGCGUUUCAAAACGAGGAAAAGAGAUGAAAAGGAGAGAUUUGACCCUACUCAGUUUCAAGAAAGUAUCGUACAAGGCUUGAAUCAAACUGGCACUGAUUUGGAGGCGGUCGCAAAGUUCCUUGAUGCCUCUGGCGCCAAACUCGACUACCGCCGGUAUGCAGAGACGCUCUUCGACAUCCUGGUGGCCGGCGGCAUGCUGGCACCAGGCGGGACGCUGUCUGACGACUUGACCCGUACCGAGUUCUGCCUCUUUACGGCGCAGGAAGACCUGGAGACCAUGCAAGCAUAUGCUCAGGUUUUUAACAAGCUGAUCAGGCGCUACAAGUACCUGGAGAAGGGCUUCGAGGAGGAGAUCAAGAAGCUGCUGCUGUUUCUAAAGGGGUUCACUGAGUCUGAGCGCAACAAGCUGGCCAUGCUGACCGGCAUCCUGCUGGCCAACGGCAGCAUAUCCGCCUCCAUCCUGACCAGCCUCUACAACGAGAACCUCGUCAAAGAGGGAGUUUCUGCAGCUUUUGCUGUCAAGCUGUUCAAGUCGUGGAUCAACGAGAAGGACAUCAACUCUGUUGCUGGCAGUCUGCGCAAAGUCGGCAUGGACAACAGGCUGAUGGAACUCUUUCCUGCCAACAAACGGAGCUGUGAGCAUUUUUCUAAGUACUUCACCGAUGCCGGGCUGAAGGAGUUGUCCGACUUCGCCCGCAACCAGCAAUCGAUCGGCGCCCGCAAGGAGCUGCAGAAGGAGCUCCAGGAAAUGAUGUUGCGUGGAGACCCUCAGAAAGAGAUCAUCGCCUUCACCAGGGAGGAGAUGAAGAAGGCCGGCCUGUCAGAGCAGGGCAUGAUCGGCAUCAUCUGGACCAGUGUGAUGAGCUGCGUGGAGUGGAACAAGAAGGAAGAGCUGGUGACCGAACAAGCCAUCAAACACUUGAAGCAAUACAGCCCUCUGCUGAAAGCCUUCAGCUCCCAAGGUCUGUCUGAGCUCAGCCUGCUGCUGAAGAUCCAGGAGUACUGCUACGACAACAUCCACUUCAUGAAGGCGUUUCAGAAGAUCGUGGUGCUCCUCUACAAAGCUGACGUUUUGAGCGAAGAGGCCAUACUGAAGUGGUACUCUGAAGCCCACGUCGCCAAGGGGAAGAGCAUUUUCCUCGAGCAGAUGAAGAAAUUCGUCGAGUGGCUGAAGAACGCCGAGGAAGAGUCUGAAUCUGAUGAAGAGGAGGCAGACUGAAACCUUCAUCACCAGACGAGCUUUUCCAGUUUUUUUUUUUUUUUUUUUUUUUGUUCCGUUUUGUUUUGUAGCAGCAGGAGCAGUAGAAUGUCUUGGCCCUUCCUCUUCUACCUCCUGUUACU